AUGUCGUGUCCUGUGAUGGCAUCGGUCCUGAAUCUCCAGAUAGUUGGGAAUGGAAGUGAACAACAGCUACAGAAGGAACUGGCGGAUGUACUGAUGGAUUCAUCAAUGGACACUCAACAUGGCACAAGGAAGCUUCAGAAGCAAUGCCAUCUUCUGCUACAAGCGAUGAAUCAUUAAACUGAGGACUUGACUCCAUCACCUGUUUAUUCAGGAUUGAUGGUAGUGCCGCAGAAACCCGAGAUGAGUCUACCAAUUCAAUCAACACAGGAAGUGGAUUCUCCAGAAUCAAGUCUCUCCACACCUGUCCCUGAUGAGGACAGCGUCUUGUUUAGCAAACUCACAUACUUGGGCUGUGCUUCAGUCAAUGCUCCUCGGAGUGAGGUGGAGGCUCUGCGGAUGAUGUCUAUUCUGCGGAGUCAGUGCCAAGUCCCAUUAGACGUGACUCUGUCGGUGCCUAACGUUUCAGAAGGAAUUGUGAGGCUAAUAGAUCCACAAAUCAACACUGAGAUUUCAAACUGUCCAAUCUACAAGAUCCUGUUUUGUGUGAGGGGACAUGAUGGCACUCCUGAGAGUGACUGUUUUGCGUUUACUGAAAGCCACUAUAAUGCCGAAAUUUUCAGAAUUCAUGUCUUUCGAUGUGAAAUACAAGAGGCAGUCAGUCGUAUACUGUACAGCUUCGCUACAGCUUUCCGGCGGUCAGCAAAGCAGACCCCACUCUCAGCAAAUCCACCAACACUAACUCCGGACAGUGACGUAUUCAUGUUCACAGUUUCUUUGGAGAUUAAAGAAGAUGACGGGAAGGGAUAUUUCAGUCCCCAAGAUAAAGAUAAGCAAUGCUUCAAGCUCCGUCAAGGAGUUGACAAGAAGAUUGUGAUCUACGUGCAGCAAACUUCCAACAAGGAACUUAUUAUUGAAAGGUGCUUCGGACUCCUUCUCAGUCCUGGCAAAGGUGUUCGCAACAGUGACAUGCACCUUUUAGAUCUGGAGUCGAUGGGUAAGAGCUCAGAUGGCAAAUCCUAUGUAAUCGCUGGGAGCUGGAAUCCCAAUACACCACACUUUCAAGCUGUGAAUGAAGAAACGCCUAAAGACAAGUUGCUUUAUAUGACAACUGCUGUUGAUUUGGUUGUUACCGAAGUCCAAGAGCCAGUGCGCUUUCUCCUGGAGACGAAAGUCCGUGUUUUCUCGCCCAGCGAGAGGAUGUUUUGGCCAUUCAGUAAACGAAGCUAUACCGAGACGUUCUACUUGAAGCUAAAACAGAUAGAACGGAAAGAACGAAAGAGCAACAGUGACACGCUGUAUGAGGUUGUGAGUUUAGAAAGUGAGACAGAGCGGGAGACGAGAAAAACCACAGUCACCCCCUCCAUGCGGCCACUUCAUUACGGAUCUCAGGGUUCAAUCAUCCCCUCACCCCCCGAGGAUGAUGAAGAGGAAGAUAAUGAUGAGCCUCUCCUGAGCGGUUCUGGUGACGUGUCUAAAGAAUGUGGGGAAAAGAUUUUGGAGACCUGGGGAGAUCUGUUGUCAAAGUGGCAUCUAAACCUGAGUGUGAGACCGAAGCAGCUGUCUGCCCUGGUCCGCAGUGGUGUCCCUGAAGCCUUACGCGGGGAAGUUUGGCAGCUGCUGGCUGGAUGUCACAAUAAUGACCAGAUGGUGGAAGACUACAGGACGCUGAUCACAAAAGAAUCUCCUCAGGACAGCGCUAUCACAAGGGACAUCAAUCGCACUUUCCCAGCACACGAUUACUUUAAGGACACCGGCGGAGAUGGUCAGGAUUCCUUGUACAAGAUAUGCAAGGCCUAUUCGGUUUACGAUGAGGAGAUUGGCUACUGUCAAGGCCAGUCGUUUCUUGCUGCUGUGCUUCUGCUUCAUAUGCCUGAAGAGCAGGCGUUCAGUGUACUGGUGAAGAUCAUGUUUGACUACGGACUCAGGGAACUUUUCAAACAAAAUUUCGAAGACUUGCAUUGCAAAUUCUAUCAGCUGGAGAAAUUGAUGCAGGAGUACAUUCCAGAUUUGUACAGCCAUUUCUUAAACAUCAGUCUUGAAGCACACAUGUAUGCCUCACAGUGGUUCCUGACUCUGUUUACUGCUAAAUUUCCUCUCUAUAUGGUCUUCCACAUCAUUGACCUGCUACUUUGUGAGGGAAUAAGCGUUAUCUUCAACGUUGCACUGGGUUUACUAAAGACCUCAAAAGAUGAUCUUCUGUUGACGGAUUUUGAAGGGGCCUUAAAAUUUUUCCGCGUUCAGCUUCCCAAAAGAUAUCGUUCGGAAGAAAAUGCUAAAAAGCUGAUGGAGUUGGCCUGUAGCAUGAAGAUCGGCCAGAAGAAGCUUAAGAAAUAUGAAAAGGAAUAUCAGGUGAUGCGGGAGCAGCAGGCACAGCAGGAGGACCCUGUGGAACGGUUUGAGCGUGAGAACCGGAGACUUCAGGAGGCCAACAUGAGAUUGGAACAGGAAAACGAUGACCUUGCACAUGAGCUGGUUACCAGCAAGAUUGCACUUCGGAAAGACCUGGACAAUGCUGAGGAGAAAGCAGACGCACUAAAUAAGGAGUUACUUAUGACCAAACAGAAGUUGGUAGAUGCUGAAGAUGAGAAGAAGAGACUGGAAGAUGAGGCGGCUCAGCUGAAGGAGAUGUGCCGGAGAGAGUUGGACAAGGCAGAAUCUGAGAUCAAGAAGAACAGCUCAAUUAUUGGCGAUUACAAGCAGAUCUGCUCUCAGCUGAGUGUGAGGCUAGAGCGGCAACAGUCAGGAAACAAGGCUGAGCUGGAACAAAUUCGGCUAAAGGUUGAAGGCUGUGAGCGAUGCUGUGAGCUCUUCAGUAAGGAGGGGGCACUUAAACUAGUCAGCACUUUGAGGGAUAAUUCUGACGAGGACCAGGACCACGAGAAAGAGUUACUGAAGAAUCAGUUGCGGGAGAUGGAGCUGGAGUUGGCACAAACCAAGUUGCAGCUGGUGGAGGCAGAGUGUAAAAUACAGGAUUUGGAGCAUCAUCUGGGUCUGGCAUUAAAUGAAGUACAAGCAGCAAAAAAGACCUGGUUCAACAGAACAAUAAGUUCCAUUAAAACAGCGACUGGCGCGCAGGGGAAAGAGACUUCAUAAGAGAACAAGUCAAAUGGGUAAAUUGGGGAAACAAAAUCCUACUGUAACAAUUCUGGUCCAAACAUAGUGUACACUAGCGGCCAGGAUGUUGCUCUUGUGAAUUUAAAAAACAUUGAUUAAUCUGGUUAACAGCUUCCUCCUCCUUUAAAAAAGAAUUUGUAACAAACGGCUUUAACCUUAGACUGGUUUUUAUACUGCUUAUUUUUAACACUAGACCCUGGCCCUGUGCUAUGGAAAUUUGGGUUCUAUUCCAUUUCUCCUGAGGCUAGUGGACAGAUGCUCUUCUUGGUAUCCUGAUGUGAUGCUGGCGGUCAGACCUAGGUGUGAGAAAUGAACUCUUACCACUCACUCCAAUUAAACAAGCAAAAAAAAUCUUAAGCAUUAUCUCAGAACUGUUUUUCAUUUUUCGCUAUACUCUUUUUGAUAUGUUUAUUUUUUUGUGACCCAUUUUGGAAUCAGAAACAGUUGGCGAGUAAAGUAACACUGCUCCAUUUGCAUGAGCGAGGGUCUCUGUAGGUUUUAAACUUUUUUUUGGGGGGGAAACAGGUUUAGGCGGAGUCUGCAGGAUGAUGGCCCUUGUAUGUAUCUAUUUAUAAUGGUUCAUGUUCUGCUGUUAGAGAGAGGUUUGCUGUAAGUGUCUGAAGUGGGAGGCACUGGGUUGUACAUAAAAAUGAAAUAAGUUUGUUUAUUUUUUACUUCUGCUCUAUGGUUUCCUACCAAGGUCCGGUGUAAUAUUUUAGCACAGGAGCUGAUGUGUUUCUGUUAGCGCUUUGUUCUGAACAUCAUACCACUGUCCUCCUGUUUGUUUAAUGCCAAAUGUGUUGUAAACUUCCUCAACAUUAACAAAGUGUGGACAUUGUAUUAGAGAAGAGAAACUGGGGUGCACUGUGUAUACUUUAUGCAUUGAAAUAUAUACUGGUUAAACAGUCCUGGGUUUGGUUCUUGUGUUUUUUUUGCUAUGCUGCUGGGAUUUCAUGUUAAAAUGGUUGCCAGGCUGACAAUUUGCUAACAAUCUCUGGACUUGAAGCUGAAUCAAUUUGACUCAAUUGUCCAUGUCUGGCCUGAAGUUGCUGUUCAUUGUUUAUUGUGAAAUGUAGUUUUCAAAGACGCCGGUUGUGACUGAAUAAGAAGUUUCUGGAAAAGUUUCCUGAACUGAAGAUUCCCGUCUGUACAUUUGCUGGAUUGCAGUCUGUUGUUCCCAAACGUUUAAUACAAUGAAUUGCACUGGA
Molecule: messenger RNA, 4322 nt
Organism: Callorhinchus milii (elephant shark)
Lineage: Eukaryota; Metazoa; Chordata; Chondrichthyes; Chimaeriformes; Callorhinchidae
Product: rab GTPase-activating protein 1
Exons: 25
Source: RefSeq, a predicted model, not a curated record